AUGAAGGGAAUGGUGUCUUUGACCAGCGUACUGAGCGGCGUUGUUUUGAAACAUUUAGCAGUCGAGAUACGACGUUGGAAAGUAGAAGAGCUCCAGGCGACCGCAUUCGACCUCGUACGAAAAGCCUGUCCUGAGAGACUGAAGAUCUUGGUCCCGCUUGAGGGAGAGCUUGGGCUCGAAAACAUCGGCCUCUCCGAAGCCCAGGUCAAGAACUUGGAAGACAACGUCUCCAUCAUCUUCAACUUCGCCGCCUCUUUGAAACUGGAAGAUCCGCUCAAGACACUGGUCACAAUCAAUACUCUCGCCACGCUCAAACUACUCGAGAUGGCCUGCAAGUUCAAGAAACUGAAGGUAUAA
Messenger RNA from Nezara viridula (southern green stink bug), 357 nucleotides. Lineage: Eukaryota; Metazoa; Arthropoda; Insecta; Hemiptera; Pentatomidae. The record is from the annotation of a GenBank genome assembly.